CAGAACUAUGCAUGAACCAAACUCUUUCCACCCGCAAUUCUGGUUUAGUCCCCUCCUAUGCUAGUAGUGGCUAGCUAACACAACUGUUAACUAGCUCUCGAACCGCUCCCAAAUGACUCAUGCCGGUACAUUUAUCUCGAGAAAGUCAAAUUAAUUACGUGGUAAUGUUGCGAAACUAGUGUGGUAACACUGGCAGCCAACGUACUUCUGUAUCGCCAGUAGGCCUCGUUUUUUGUUAAAAAGUUAUAAUAGUCUUUUUGUGACUAAUAGCUAUGCUGAAGAUACUGAGAUAGCUCGCUUUUGAAACUACUGAGAUCUAUGUUUUCUCAUGGGGGAUUUGUACAUUUAUUAGGCAAGAGGACUUACGUGUAGGAAAGGACAGACCAAAGGAGGUAGAGCGUCUUCACCAUGGGGAACACCUGCAAUAAUCACCUUAGGAUCCCUCCAGCCAAGGGCCCCAAUGCUGUGGGAUGCACUGACUUCAUGAUGGACCAAACUGCACAGGGCAGUUUCUUCCGGCUCUACUAUCCUUGUCAAGAGACUGAAAAAGCAGAAACACCAGACUGGGUUCCAUGCAGGGAGUAUUUUAACGGUCUGGCAGACUUCAUGAAAAUCAACAGGACUCUCAGUGAGAGGAUUUUCAACUACCUCUUUGGAUCCUUUAAGAUCCCAGCCCACUUGGAUGCUCCAUUCAAAUCCAAUGAAAAAUGUCCUGUAGUUAUCUUCUCCCAUGGCCUCGGAGCCUUUAGGACUUUGUAUUCAGCUAUAUGUGCAGAACUGGCCUCUCAGGGUUUUAUUGUGGCCUCCGUGGAACACAGAGACCAGUCAGCCUCAGCUACAUUUUAUUUUAGAGAGAAGACAAAUAAGAAUGUGCCUAAAACAUCUGCCUCAGCCAAAGACAACUUGGUAAAGGAGUGGAUGUACUACAGAACUCUGCAGCAUGGUGAGAGUGAAUUCCCCCUCAGAAAUAAACAGGUGAAACAGAGAGCAGAUGAAUGCAUUUUGACUCUGGAUAAACUCACUGAAAUCAACUCAGGGAUACAUGUGCAAAAUGUUUUGCAAACACAGUUUGACUGGGCAACGCUGGAGAACUCCAUGGAUCUGUGUAGGAUAGCAGCAAUGGGGCAUUCCUUCGGGGGAGCAACAGUGAUUGAAGCUCUGUGCAAAGAGGUUAAAUUCAAGUGUGGCAUAGCGCUGGAUGCCUGGAUGUUUCCUUUAGAUGACAAGACCUUUCCUCAAGUGAAGCAGCCGAUCUUCUUCAUCAACUCAGAGAAGUUUCAGUGGGCGGGGAACAUCAGUCGCAUCAGGAAGCUGGACUCAGCCAUUAUACAGAGAAAAAUGAUCACUAUCAGAGGUACAGUCCACCAGAGUUUCCCAGACUUCACCUUUCUGACGAGCAACUGGAUUGGUAAACUGAUGAAGUUGAAGGGACAACUCGACCCAGAGAUCGCCAUAGACCUCUCCAACAAAGCAACACUAGCCUUUCUGCAAUGCCAUCUUGGUCUGGAGAAGAACUUUAAUCAGUGGGACAUUCUGAUUGAUGGGCAGGAUGAUAACCUCAUUCCAGGAACUAAUGUUACUGUGUUUCAGUCUGCCAUCUGAACUGCCACUGUGCCUCAUAUACUCCAGACAAUCCUGGGAGUGGCCAUCAGCUGAACCAUCUCGCCUUGUGUGGAAGUCGGUGGAACAGUCCCAAAAUGUCAAGCCUGGCCCACAUUUAAUUUUAAAAUGGACUAAGGAUAACAUUUUGAAGUAGUAAUGGAGAGGAAAGACAAUCUCUACCUCAUCAGCAGGAAAGAUUUGUUUUUCUUUACAGGUAAAACACUCAGUGUAGCAGUAUUUGUUUCAUGAGUCUUGAAUGUUGCAUACAAGCAGCUCAACACUUCUUUUCACUGUAGGUGAAAUCUUUACUGUUACUUUCAUUAAAUACAAUCAUAAUUU
Molecule: messenger RNA, 1941 nt
Organism: Xiphias gladius (swordfish)
Lineage: Eukaryota; Metazoa; Chordata; Actinopteri; Istiophoriformes; Xiphiidae
Gene: pla2g7
Product: phospholipase A2, group VII (platelet-activating factor acetylhydrolase, plasma)
Exons: 11
Coding region: 409-1602 (397 amino acids)
Molecular function (GO): 1-alkyl-2-acetylglycerophosphocholine esterase activity
Source: RefSeq, a predicted model, not a curated record